Molecule: messenger RNA, 916 nt
Organism: Cladophialophora immunda
Lineage: Eukaryota; Fungi; Ascomycota; Eurotiomycetes; Chaetothyriales; Herpotrichiellaceae
Exons: 3
Coding region: 87-839 (250 amino acids)
Biological process (GO): positive regulation of transcription by RNA polymerase II
Cellular component (GO): nucleus
Molecular function (GO): DNA-binding transcription factor activity; transcription cis-regulatory region binding
Source: RefSeq, a predicted model, not a curated record
CCUAAGACGAGCAUCUUUUCCAAUUCCCAGCAUUCGAAGAAAGAUACUCUAUCGAAGCAGCACUAUUAUUCCCUAUACGGUCACGUAUGCUGCACUUCGUUAAUCUGCGCCACCCAAGCGACGGUUCCGUGGGUAAGCAGGAGCGGCGAGCGGCCCAGUCGCACUCAGCGCGGGCUACCCACAGAAAGAAUAGGCAGCUUCGGAUGAUCCAGCACCAAUCUAGAAAAUCGCAUGCAAGAAUCAAAGAGCUUGGAGCGCAAAAUCUCAAGUCAAACUUGGCGAUAUCUCUGUGUCUGAGUGGGCUGUUAUCACCGGACAGAAAAGACCCAUUCAUCAGCUUUGUCCGCCCCUUCAAGCCCAUUGAGCACUUCCUGCUAGACCACUAUGUCACGACUGUGAUUCCCCUCAUGCGCUGCAAUGACGCUGCUUCAUACUACCUGGAUUGCAUGACCCGGGCAUGGGUGCCACUUGCUUUGACUGAGCGGGGACUGCUUGAUGCAAUCUUCCUUGCCGCAUGCCGACAGAUCUGCCGAAGCUGCCAGCGCCCACAGCAACAACAGCAAUUCAUGCAGUUAGCUUGUCACUACAAAAUUGCAUGUAUCAAGUCUCUGAGUGAUUCUAUUUCUGUCGAGUCGUUCUUUAGUGAUGCGACAGUUGCAAAGACCCUAAUGCUAGCAUACGAUGAGUUGGCCGCAUCGAACAUCCACAUGUACAGGCAUCAUGUUAAAGCAGCUGUCAGAAUGGUCGAUCUGAACGGAGGACCCCAGACUCUUGGCCUUGAUGGAUUUAUCGAGCAUUUGAUUUCUAAUCUCUGCUGCAAGCUUAGAUUGUACUCUUAGCCUUUAAAGGUUUUAAGCUCAUAUCUGGCAUAAAGAAUCCGGAUCUCGAACUCAAGACCCUGUUGAGGCACCACAAA